Molecule: messenger RNA, 963 nt
Organism: Lathyrus sativus (Indian pea)
Lineage: Eukaryota; Viridiplantae; Streptophyta; Magnoliopsida; Fabales; Fabaceae
Source: the annotation of a GenBank genome assembly
AUGGGUCUAGCAAUAAUGUGUAUAUGGAGAAUACCCCACUGUCAUCAAAUAACAUGGGUUGGUCAUGUUAGUGCUAAAGAUGAACACCAAUCUAGAGAAGCAGUGCGACACAGUGACCAACUGAAGAGAAGGGAUCGAAUUCAGGAAGAAAGUUCACAUCUUAAGGGGCGGGAUGAUACUUUCUCCCGUGUGAAUCAAUUUACUGCUGAUGAAAGACGAUCUAGGCAGGAGAGGUCAAGUAGCCGUAGUGAUCGCGUUACUAAUAAUUCAGAUAGCCAAAGACUUCACGAGAGGAAACAUAAAGAGGGCUCAAGGAAAAGCAAAGAGCGUGAUAUUAGUGACCAUAAUAGUUUAGGAAUGUCCAAGAAAAGUCUAGAAAAUCCAAAUGGUCCAUCAAAUGAGAAGGGCUCCAAAGAAUUUGCUGAUCAAGAACGUGCUGGGCAUGAUAUUCAAGGGCAUCGCCUAUCCAGGAAACACCAGGACGGCAUUUCCUCUGAUGACGAACAGCAAGAUUCUUACAGAGGACGUUCGAAACUGGAGCGCUGGACAAGCCAUAAAGAAAGAGAUUUCAGUAUCAACAAGUCAUCUUCUUCCUUGAAGUUCAAAGACAUUGACAAAGAUAAUAAUGGCAGGUCUUCUGAAGUUGGGAAACCUGUGGAUGAAUCUGCUAAAACAGUCGAUGAUGAUAACCAACAACUCUUGAUGGCUGAAGCAAGGGAUUCUGUAGACAUGGAAAGCAGGGAUGGUGAUUCCAAGGAAUCCGGGGAUCAGCAUCUGGACACAGUUGAGAGGCUGAAGAAACGAAGUGAGCGGUUCAAGCUCCCAAUGCCAAGUGAAAAAGAAGCCCAGGUUAUCAAGAGGCUAGAGAGUGAACCUCUGCCUUCUGCCAAAACUGAAAAUCCAGUAGAGUCGGAUGUCAAACAAGAGCGACCUGCCAGAAAAAGGAGAUGGAUCAGUAACUAA